Molecule: messenger RNA, 2024 nt
Organism: Cicer arietinum (chickpea)
Lineage: Eukaryota; Viridiplantae; Streptophyta; Magnoliopsida; Fabales; Fabaceae
Source: RefSeq, a predicted model, not a curated record
UAAGAAAUAAUCACAAACACUUUAAUGUGUGAAGUGAUGGUGUCCAUGUUGUGAGAAAUUGGAAUCAACCAUGUCAUGGUUAGCAAGAACAAUCGCAAAUUCUCUCAAACUCGACGAAGAAGACGAAGAAGAAGGAAACCCUCACAACAGCAACAAUGAUGAUGUUAACCUAAAAUCCCCUUCCAAUAAAUCCGAAUCAAAAUCCACUCAACCCGAUUCAAAUUCACAAUCUGAAUCUCCAUCUGCAUCAACUCACAGUCCCACCGCGCGUGGCGUCAAAGAGGAUAUCUCCGAGCUCACCAAAUCCCUUUCCCGCCAAUUUUGGGGCGUCGCUUCAUUCCUCGCUCCUCCUCCCGAUCCCGAUCACGAUCACGAUCCUCGAACUCACGACUCCGAUCCUAAUCCCGCCGAUGAAGACGUUAUCGCUGGAAUCCGAAGCGAUUUCGCUGAAAUUAGUGGAAAAUUCAAGAGCGGGAUCUCAAAGCUUUCCGGUAACAAAACCGUAUCUGAAUUCACCAAGAUCGCUUCCAGUUUCCUUCAAAUCGGAUCCGAAGAGGAAUACGAUCUCGACGGUGUGGUUGGAGUUACGGAGGAGGUUGUCGCCUUUGCCAGAAACCUAGCGAUGCAUCCAGAAACUUGGCUCGAUUUUCCACUUCCCGAUGAUCCUGAUUCUGAUGAUUUUGAUUUGUCUGAUGCACAACAAGAACAUGCUUUGGCUGUUGAACAUCUUGCUCCAAGUUUAGCUGCUCUUAGAAUGGAGCUUUGUCCUGGAUAUAUGAGUGAUGGUUGCUUUUGGAAGAUUUACUUUGUACUACUGCACCCUAAACUCAGCAAAGAUGAUGCUGUUAUUUUAUCAACUCCACAAAUAAUGGAAGCUAGAGCAAUGUUAACUCAGGCAUUAAACAAAAGAACCAAGGAAAAGAUAGAUCCAGACUUAUCUGCGAGAAGCAGCAUCCCUUCAAAAGAGGAGGAACAAGAGCAACAUCUUUUCGUGCCAAGCAAUGUUCAACUUGAACCAGUACCUCUUAAGACCGCUGCUGUUGAAGAAGCCCCAUCUGUGGUUGUGUCUGAUGUAGAGACAGAGAAACAUCCUGUGCACCCUGUUCAAAGUGAUGUAACUCAAACUAGUGAAAAGUAUGUGGUUAAAGAAGCUCCAAUUAAUCCCUCUACAGAACAAUCAUCAUCUGGUUCAACAAAUCGAUUUUCAGAUGAAGCAUAUGAGGAUGAUGCCGAUGACUGGUUGAAAGAAGAGGAUACUUCUGAAAUGGUUGGUCCCAGUGGAACUUCCAUUCAUACUGGUGAUGAAGAGGAUGUCUCAUUCAGUGAUCUUGAGGAGGAGGAUGGUGAUGUAGAUGCAAAUUAUAAAAAAACUAGAUCAGGUUCUGAUUCUUCCACAAAAGACUCUCGAGAUUGGGUUCAGUUGGGUAGAAGUUCACCUAACUCUGAUAAGGAUAUAAACUCUAUGGAAAGCAGACAUGCAGGCUCUGAGCAUUCAAGUGCUCGUAAUUCUUCUGUGACCAAGGAUUCCAAUGAUUGGCUUAAUGUUGAUGACAUUGAUGUAAUUUGAUAAAACCACGGAAAUGUCCUAUUGAUUCCCGCUGCAAGCAACACAGCUGUGCAGCUCGACAUUAAUCUGAGGGAGAGUAUACUCCACCAGGCAAUGAGAUCAUUAGCAGGCCAUCUCUAUGAAGAACACAGACAGGAACUUUUAGUAUAUGCUAGCAAGGGAUUAUGUUAUUGGAUAUUUGUAAACCAUGAACUGCAGCUAGUUACAUGGAAUAGCCUAAUUACGUCGUUGGGUUGCUGUUAUGAAAGUGCACUCUGGUUGGUGCUUUAUGGUGAGCAUUUUAAUUGAUCUGGGCAUGAGCUGCAAAUCACCAGAGAUUUCAUUGGCAGAGUGAUUGGUCCUUCAAUUUGUGACAUACUUUGAGCAAAGGAAAUGUGUGUUAGGAGUCGAGGUGAUAUAGUAUAUGGAGUCUUGAUCAAGGAAGAUUAGGCUAAAUGUUCAUACCAUGAUAGUUUUA